AGAAGCCGGGGAAGAAACGCGGCUUCCCGCCGCGGGGCCGGUGCCCCCGGGGGGUGCCCUGAGGCGGCGGGGCCGUCGGGCGGCCUGAGGGGGCGAAACGUGCGGCUGGAAGCGCUGCCUCCCCCCGAGGAGAAGCCCGGGGACUCCGCUGAGGGGGUGGUGAGAGCGUUGUCGGGUUGUUUUGGUCGCAGCGCGGUUAUUAAAGGGUGCCCAGCCGGGAAAGACCCUCCGGCCCCUCAACUCUUCCCCCCUCACCGCCGGGUGACUGAAAGGAGCUGUCCGGACCACCCCGAUGAUUUUUCGGAGUUGAGGUAAUGGCUGAGGUUGGUCGGUGGGAGUCAGCUGGAGGCCCAGAGCACAGUCUGCGGGUUGCGCAGUGCCCAUGAUCUGACCCGCAGCCUCUGCCUUGUCUGGGACCGGCGGGAUGGGGAACAGUGGCUCAGCAGUGAAGGUCUGUACAGAUCACCAAGGAGGCAUCAACUGGCUGAGCCUGAGCCCGGACGGGCAGCGCCUGCUCACGGGUAGCGAGGAUGGCACUGCGCGGCUCUGGAGCACUGCCGACAGCCAGUGCCAUGGCCACUUCCAAGGACAUGAAAGUUACAUCACCUUUUGCCACUUGGAAAAUGAGGCUGCCUUCACAUGUAGCGCAGAUCAUACCAUUCGAAAGUGGGAUGUGAUGACAGGUCAGUGCCUGGCCAUUUACCGAGGACACACAUCAAUUGUGAACAGGAUCCUGGUUGCCAAAGACUAUCUCUUUAGUGGCUCCUAUGACAGGACGGCCCGUUGUUGGAGUGUGGACAAGGAGAAACAAAUCCAGGAAUUCCGGGGCCAUCGGAACUGUGUCCUGACUCUAGCUCACUAUUCCUCCAGGGAUGUUCUUGAAGAAGAGGAGGAGGAAGAGGAAGAGGAGGAGAAAGUGAGCAGAGACCUCCUAGUGACAGGUAGCACAGACUGCACUGUUAAGGUCUGGUGGGUGUCCAGUGGGCGCUGUUACCAGACUCUGCUGGGACACACUGGGGCUGUCUUAUGCCUUAUACUUGACGCACCAAACAGGGAGCUGUUUUCUGGCAGCACAGAUUAUACCAUUCGAACGUGGAAUAUUGUCACUGGUGAGCAGCUGAAAGUGUUCAAAGAGCAUCAAGGAUCAGUAAUUUGCCUAGAGCUAGUGAAUCGGCAUUUGUAUUCAGGAAGCGCGGACAGGACAGUGAAGUGCUGGUUAGUAGACACUGGGGAGCGAAUCCAAACGUACAAGGCUCACAAACACAGCGUUAGCACUUUGAAAUACCACGCUGGGAUCUUGUUCACAGGAAGCGGUGAUGCCUGCGCAAGAGCUUUCAAUUCCAAGAGUGGUGUCCUGCAGAAGAUCUUCCGAGGACACAAGUUCAUCAUCAACUGCAUUCAGAUCCACAAUGAGUUGCUCUACACAGCUUCCCACGACGGCACGCUAAGGAUUUGGGACAUCCGGGGAAUAUGCAAGAGAAACAAGCGGCGUUUGAAGAAGGAGAGGUCUGCCCAGGGCAGGAGCUCUCAGAAGGGAAGUCUGUCUCGUCUCUUCAACAAUAAAGUCGGCUGUAUGGUACAGCAAGAAAAUGGGGAACACGAGACCGUUGAAUUAAUGUGACCAUCCAGAACAGACUUUCCAUCAGUGACCAAAGCUGAACCUCUUGUUUUCUGCACCACUGUGUCCAUGUAAACCAGAACUUGGAAAGAGAUGGGAAAUGGCUUUGCUUGAACCUCUUUUUCAGGAGCCGGGAUUCUCUGUGACUGUCAGAUGGACUCAAGUCAGAUCUUGUCCCUGCAGAUGACGCUCAGCUGAGCAGUGCUGGGGUCAGGAGGGACUGCAGCGUGCUUCAGGUGAUGUACCUCUCUGUGUGUAAUUAAGAACUUACAACUGCUUAUUUUCAUUUCCCGCUGGCACAGAGGCAUUGCACCCUCCUGCCUGUCUAGUACCCAACGAGAAAUGUUUUCUGCUGUUGCCUGCUCACGUGCCCCCUGUGUGGCUGAAUGUAGAAAUGAAAGGCACCCUGCAGUACGUACGACUACGAAUUCAGUUUUCACAGCUGACCUUCGAGUCAGUUUUUCUUUUUUUUUUGCUCAUGAGCCCAACUAAUGCAGGAUGGUAUGGCUCAGCAGAAGGAGUUUAAAGCAGACUGGACACUUCUCUGGGAAGUUGGGAGUAGUAGGACAGAAAUUUAAUUAUUUUUUUUUAAACAAAACAUAAGCUAGAGAACAAUCUAAACCUCAGACCUUUUGUACCAAGGUCAGCUGUUGGCCAAGGCACAGCAGUUGUCCUCCUCCCAACGGCCUAGCGGGUUCUUUUUUUACCUUUUACGAUCUCACACUUCAGCAAAGGAAGCAGCAAGGGCUUCGCGUGCCUUUUGUCUCCACACUGCCAGGGCUGUGUGCCUCCAGCCACCUGCUUACCCCCAGGCACGGUUCCCCACAUGGGAGGCUCCCACGGGGCUCCUCUGAAGGGCCUGGUCUCAGCGCAGCAGGAGUCAGAAGCUGUUCUCUGGGCAACCUGGCCCAUGGCUUGACUGUCCUCAUGGGGAAAGGCUUUCCUUAUAUCCACUGGGAAUGUCAAAUUGCAUUUUUUUUUUUUCAGGGGAGAGGAGAGCAAAAUGGGAAGAUUUAUCGGGUGCUCUAGAUUUGUUCUCCUUCCUCCUUAGGAGGCUGCGUCUGCCCUUGGUUUGCGAGGUCGUUAGUUGCAUGGGAUAAGCAGUGAAACUCCAGAGAAGUUCUCCUGGUCUUUUUCCAGGUUCAUCCCCCUCUGAUAACCACUGAGCCAUGAAUAAACAAGGGUUCUUAUAUUUUUCUAUUUGCAGAUAUAACUCUUUGUAGAACCAGUAUGAAACUAUCUAACCACAUGUUUUUAUUUUUAUGGCUUUAUUUAUUCUGUACUGCAGCAAGACAAAAAUGCUGUAAUCCUUUUUUUAGA
Chroicocephalus ridibundus (black-headed gull) is the source of this 2938-nucleotide messenger RNA. It is a transcript of the gene WDR86, whose product is annotated as WD repeat domain 86. Gene Ontology annotation, molecular function: protein binding. Bases 425 to 1621 code for a protein of 398 amino acids. NCBI's taxonomy places the organism in Eukaryota, Metazoa, Chordata, Aves, Charadriiformes, Laridae. The record is from RefSeq and is a predicted model, not a curated record. The transcript is spliced from 7 exons.